ACGCGUAGAGUGAAUCACCAAACAAAAAUUGCAAUGUUCAAUGCAGCCGAAAAAUUGUUAAUUUCUAGCUUUCUUUUAUAAUAGAUUCGGUAAUAGUGUCGCGUUCGUCAUUGGCAUCAUUUUAUUUAUAUCUUAUAUAAGUUUGUUCAUCUCUUCUGAGAAAUGAUCCAUACGUUGAACAAAUGGAACAAACACAUUUUUUUACGUUAUUUGUCCAACGAUACACGAUAUUUUUCGUUUUCGCUCUCGUACGUAGAGCUCAUUUACCGUGACGCCAGCAUGCGCGGUACUUUCGUAAAAACCGGAUUGAGGAAGCCGAGUUCCGCCUGGUUAACAAUCAUCCCGAUUUCGUAUCCGAGAGCCCUCUCCCGACGCCGCUGUCGUCCGGCAGAAUUAAACUCUGAUUUGGCAGGUUAACAUCGCGCCGUGAGUAGUAGGGUUCAUCGAACGUGGAACUUCUACGUGGACUUUAAAUGCUGUCCCUUAUCAGCCAGCUAAGGCCGGCCGCGCUUCGGCAGGAAAAUGGCGGAGUACCAGCCUCCGGUGUUGUUUUGAAAUGAGCGUUGCUGGUGAUCGCUAGCCCCGCGCGAACGUUAUGGAUAUUUCGAGCAUGCUCGAGGUGCAAGUAAAAGAAAUGAAGACGGAGGUGGACGUGAAGGAGGACGAUGAUUUCAACGAGCAGAUGAUGGCGGGAACGCGUGACUUCGGCAGCAGUGAGUGCAAUUCCGUUGCGCCCAAUUCUAACCUACCUGCCUGUCACACUGACAAUUUUUCAGCAACUUCAGGUAGGGCAACUAGCACGACCAGCACAGCUGUCGCGGCUAUCUCUCAGGAGGAGAGCUCCUUCUACAAGCUCCUGUUCAACGAACGGUUCAAUGAUAUCGCAUCGGUACGGUUCUGCAGGAUCCACUGUACGGCUUGUAACGUGCACAUUGGUUCUGCACCGGCUCAGAUUCACAACAUGUUUGAGCAUCCCAUGCUUCAUACGCUGUUGUGUGCCAAGUGUCGUGAAUUUUAUGGAAAUGGCACAUUUGAGCAAGGUGACGACGCUACGGAUAUGUUUUGCAGGUGGUGUGCAAACGGUGGCAAUCUUUAUUGUUGCUCGUAUUGCAGUAACACAUUUUGUUAUAAAUGUAUAAAAAGGAAUUUUUCUUCCUUGAUAAGGAAAAAAAUCGAGGCUGAUGAAAAAUGGAAGUGCUUCGUGUGCAAUCCGCGUGAUUUGUAUAGUGCAAGGGCCAUGUGUUGGGCUCUACUUCAACAUGUGCAAACAGUGACGAGAAUACUCAAAAAUGACAAGAAUAUGAGUGCCAAGGAAAUGGAAGAGAAAAUGAAUCUGGACGAAUCGCAGUGCUGCACGCGCAGAAGUAAACGCAGGUGUCGUAAAGCCGAAUCCAAUUCCGAGGAGGAAGACGAGACAUACUUCCCUAAAAAGCUCAACGGGCUGUCGGUGAACAUAAAACGUAAAACGAAGAAAAUCAAAUCGUAUUCCAAGUAUUCGAACGGCACCAAGAGAUAUAUGCAGUCUCUAGUCACGCCGAUGCCCAUCAGACCACGUCCAGCUUUAUCGAUGAGCAUGCAAACUUUCACGCAGACUGAAUUGCCGCAGUCUAGGGUCGAGCAUGAAAAACAGAUUGUUAAAGCGUCGGAGAGUAUCGUCCUUCCAUCACCAAGCGUGAUAAACACGGAAACUACAUCGAGAUAUUCCGAUUCCGGUAUACAGCCGACUUUUUAUCAGACCUUCGUGAACAAUACAGCGGGAUCGAGCACUUAUGUUCAGGUAUCGUCCGCGGUGAAACCUGCGACGCACCAAGUAUCUUCUGCGGUAAAAUCUACGACUCAUCAAGUAUCUUCUGCGGUGAAACCUACGACUCAUCAUCAGAUUGCUCUUUCUUCGUUAUCGUCGCAGCCGACCUCGUAUCAGCCGUCCCAGCUGUCUCAGCCGCAGCCUCCGCCUCCGCCAAACGCGAUGGUGUCCAUACCCAGUCCGGGAAAGAAACGCGCCAGACCUCGGCUUCUUGUUCCAGGCUCAAAAAGAUCGAAUUUAAUGUUAACUCCUAACAUAAUCGACCUCGACAGCGAUUCCGAUGACGACCUAAGGAUUGUGGAGCAGCAAAACGAUUCGGUCGACGUGGACGUAAACGACAAGGUGGUGCCUGUCGCUCUCACUUGGGAGAACAGUGACGACGACGAUGUGAGGGAGCAGCAACCUCUGCGGCAGAUGAGCGCGAGUGCAGGAAAGGAUAGUUCGUCUUUUAACGCAGUGAUGUUGCGACACAGGCAGGACCUCGAUAAGAUUCUGAGUGAUAUUGUGAAGAAGAAAGUGUAUUUGUUCUGUAAUUUGUCCAACACGACCCAAGACGUUGAACUGGCGAUCCAGGAGAAGGUUAAGAACUUCUGCAGGUGUAUGCACAACACGGUCCUUCAAUUAACGGGUGUAAAUGAUAGGGUAGUGCGCGAGUACAAUGGAUGGAUAAAGUCACGAAGGACGAUUCCGGACACACCGUCUUCAGUCGACGAAAACGCAUCUGUGAUCCAAGAAAAUGUAGAAAUUCCUUUAGACAUGACUUGCGUCAAUGAUUCUGAAGCUGAGUCCGACUCCGAGAAAUUAUCGGAUCAUCGGAUUAAAAAGGCAUCCGACCUAGUUAAAAAUAACACCAUUAUUCUUAAAGAUAUACUGUUCUUCAAAAAAGACGUUGUGAAUCGUGGUGUCGGUACCAAACUUUUAUAUGCGGACAAAGCGAUUCAGGUUUGCGACGUUGCCCCGUGUGAUUAUGAGAAGUGUAUUGAUUAUUCUGUAUUAAAUACAGCCGAUUAUGGUUCGGAGACGAAUGAUCAUGACGACGAUGCUGAGACCCCGAAGACGAAUGAUGACGGUGGGAUCUCGAAGACGAGUGAUGACAGCGGGAUCUCGAAGACGAAGGUGGAACCUCAGAAAACUUUCGGCACCUACGAGGAGCAGUUCAUCUAUUAUUUGCAGUAUAUUGAAGAUCAUGGUAUCCAGAUAGAAGAUACAGAAGAGUUGACGAACCCGGAUGAAACACCGUCUCAAGAGCUAAGUGUAACUUCACCUUUUUCGUUUGAAGACCUCGAUCCAGAUGAUGAGUCUACGGGUGAACAAACGAAAAAUAAUGUGCAGGAAAGAAAUGCAGAAAAUUGCGUUAACUCAUUGCUUGAGGACAAGAAAAUAGACGUACCGACAAAUGCAGUCCAUAAAGAAAUUACUAAUGAGUCCAGUAAUGAGUCAAAUAUUGAUAUUAAGGUAGCGGAAAACAAAUUGCAAGAAACCAACAAUCAUCCGACGGAAGAAGAAGCAAUCUCGACAGUGUCAAACAAUAAAGACGCGAGCUCAAGUCAAAACAGCAAAGAUGCAAUAAGUAUAGAAACGGUUGCUUCGACGGAAAACGAAGAGUGUUCCAUUAUUGAUAAUUAAUGGAGAAUGUUUAAUCAAUGUGUUAUAACUUCGUGCUAAAAUAGUCUGAUUACUUAAUUACAAUCAAAUCACUAAUAAUCAUCACUGAAAUUGUUUUUAUUUUUUAAUAUUUGGCAAUGUUUUCACAUUGUGCAUAAAAGUUGUACAUUUUAUUUCUAGAUAAAGGGGCAUUUCUCUCAGAUUCAUAAAUGAUGUUAAUAAAGGCCUUAUUUUUAAUGUAAUAAUUUUUUUGGAAGAUAGUCAUUUAAUUUGAUUAAGAUUUAGCAUUCUCAAUAAUAUCGUACAUUUUAUUAGUUUAUGACUCUCUUAUACUUAUUUACUAAACAAUAAAAAAUAAUAGAAAAUAAUUGUAACAAAACCAUAAUUAAUUUUUUAAUUUGUUUGUGAUAAAUUACUUUUUCACAUAUUGCUUCUUACAGAUACUUUAUUUUCAUCGAAGAAAGAUGCAUUAACAAUGGGAUUACUGAAAUAUUAUAGCGAAAAAUAUUGAAAUAAUAAUAAAGUCAUAAUUAAAAAUUAAAGGCCUCACUUACAUGAAGUGAACACGUGUUCACUUACAUGUUCAAUAUCUCCAUUCUCCAAUUUCCAAUAAGAAAAUAUCUCGAUCAUUGUAAUCUCCCAAAUCAGAUUUUCGGCAGCUCGAAGACAUUUUUUUAUUCAACAGGCUAUUUAGAAAUUUGUUUCACAUAUUAUUAAUUAUCUCCUAUUGUAACAUCUUAUGUGGAUGUAUCAAAGUUAUGAUACAUGAAUCAACCGUUGGAUUUAUCUUCUUUCUCGUUGAAUAUAAGUUUUUCCCAUAGACUUAUAGCAUGCAAACAGUGAAAUGAAUCAUAAAUUUGCUUUAGUUUGCACAUUGUUGUUAUAGUCUGAAAUGUGUAAUAUGUAUGUGUCUAUUCAUCACGGAGGAAAAUUCUGAUCGUUAAUUUCUAUAAUUGAACUGUUGAAAGAUUUUUAUUUCAUUCAAGUGUGUAACUUUAUGGUGCGAUAAUAUAACAUUGGACAAUUUGUAUAUACGAAUGUUGCGCUGUAUUUAAGGAACACAGCAGUAAGAUAUUACGCUUUUGCGUUACAUCAUCAUGAUGUGGAUAAACUGUACGUUGCAAUUCGUUGAACAACACAUCUACAAUGUAUGCAUAAAUAUACUUUAUAUUACACAAAAUAUAAAUAUGGAUAUGCUGUAUCAUACUUAUUAUCUUACGUACUUGUGCGACUUGUGAAUUAUGCGUGCGUGUUUUACGUGUGCAAGUUUUAUGAGAGAAACGAACAAGUGUAUGCAGCUCAGCGAGUGAAACAUAAAUAUAUUGUUUUAUAUACGCACACGUUAAACUACAUUAGAUUUAAUAGACUUAAUUCACGUAACGUAAGCCUCAUGUGUUUAAGCAUUAGCAUUGAAAAUUUUCAACCUCGUUGAAAAAUUGCUCAGCCCUGUCUGAAUAAAUUUAACGUGAAUACA
Ooceraea biroi (clonal raider ant) is the source of this 4883-nucleotide messenger RNA. RefSeq lists its product as uncharacterized. Gene Ontology annotation, cellular component: pericentric heterochromatin; nucleus. NCBI's taxonomy places the organism in Eukaryota, Metazoa, Arthropoda, Insecta, Hymenoptera, Formicidae. Gene Ontology annotation, molecular function: chromatin DNA binding. Gene Ontology annotation, biological process: chromatin remodeling; replication fork processing. The record is from RefSeq and is a predicted model, not a curated record.